Molecule: messenger RNA, 558 nt
Organism: Spodoptera littoralis (African cotton leafworm)
Lineage: Eukaryota; Metazoa; Arthropoda; Insecta; Lepidoptera; Noctuidae
Source: the annotation of a GenBank genome assembly
GUCCGAAUCGUCUUUACCGGUAUCUUAUUUCUAAACGAAUCUUUACCUUCGAUGUGUUGCUAAAUUCGCGUUCUUUCGAUUUCCUCUCAAAAAUUGACACAACAAAAUGUCUAAAAGAGGACGUGGUGGUUCCGCGGGAGCGAAGUUCCGCAUCUCAUUGGGUCUCCCUGUGGGAGCUGUGAUCAACUGCGCAGACAACACAGGAGCCAAGAACCUUUAUGUGAUUGCCGUGCAAGGUAUCAAGGGUCGCCUGAACAGGCUUCCCGCUGCCGGAUCCGGAGACAUGAUCGUCGCCACUGUCAAGAAGGGUAAACCAGAACUCAGAAAAAAGGUAAUGCCUGCAGUGGUGAUCAGACAACGGAAACCGUUCAGGAGGCGGGACGGGGUGUUUAUAUACUUCGAGGACAACGCGGGCGUCAUAGUAAACAACAAAGGCGAGAUGAAAGGGUCGGCUAUCACAGGACCAGUGGCCAAAGAGUGCGCGGACCUGUGGCCCCGUAUCGCUUCCAACGCCAGCUCCAUAGCUUGAGUUAAUAUACGGUUAAGAUAAACAAACUA